This is a messenger RNA of Caenorhabditis elegans, 766 nucleotides long. RefSeq names its product DUF281 domain-containing protein (gene T14G12.12). The transcript is spliced from 5 exons. The coding region runs from base 61 to 690 and encodes 209 amino acids. Lineage: Eukaryota; Metazoa; Nematoda; Chromadorea; Rhabditida; Rhabditidae. The record is from RefSeq and is marked reviewed.
UAUCUUCAUUAUUGCUUUUUUUGCUAUUAAGCUUCUGAUUCAAUAUAUUUCUACUUAAAAAUGAAUACUUUAUCAUUAUUUCUAACUAUUCCAUAUUUGAUGGUAGUAACUGAAUGUUGUAUGCGAAUGGUUCCACCAGAUGAUGUAUAUAUUCCGAGUACAUUGGCUCCGGUGGAAAGUACUAUGGCUCCUGAGGUGAGCACAAUGACUCCUGAAGGUCUUUCUACCUCUGCGGAAACCGAGGCGCCUGAGGUAACAAUGAUGACAACACCUGCAAUGGAGACAUCGACCGUAACAGAACAACUAUGCAAAAUUAGUGCAGCCACGUGCCCAGAUUUGGCGUCAGUGGUCAUAGACAACGUGGACAUGACGACUGACACGGGCGGCUGCAUUGAAUUAUCGUGUGUACCUGGAAAUGUUCCAUUUCUUGGUGCUUCAUUUGAUAACAGUGAAAUACCACCACCUACUGCAGGUGACGUAGGUGAUGAUUUUAUAAUUAUAGCCCCAAUACCUCCUCAAGUAGUUGUCGGCGGGCUAAAUGGAUAUUAUGGACUCGUGUGUGAGAAUAAUAAGUUGAAGGCAACGAAGUAUCCACUUGGAAUUACCACAUUUUCCGGUAGUGGUACUCACGGAGCAGAUGGGUCAUUCAGUGGGAAGAAAUCGGCUCUAAACCAACUAACUUGCGACUGAUUUUUCGGAUUGUAUGAUGAACACAACUAUUGAUGAUUUAAUAAGUUUUUUUUUCGGAAUAAAAUUUUUAGUGGUC